Messenger RNA from Mytilus californianus (California mussel), 384 nucleotides. RefSeq lists its product as uncharacterized. Bases 22 to 384 code for a protein of 120 amino acids. The record is from RefSeq and is a predicted model, not a curated record. Gene Ontology annotation, molecular function: protein binding. Gene Ontology annotation, biological process: signal transduction. The transcript is spliced from 2 exons. NCBI's taxonomy places the organism in Eukaryota, Metazoa, Mollusca, Bivalvia, Mytilida, Mytilidae.
AAUCUAAUCAAAGCCAUUGUAAUGGUUUCUAAAGUUCGUGAUAUAGCUUGUAAAUGGAAACAAAUAGCAGCAAUGUUGGGCAUAGCGGUAGAAGAAAUUGAAAAAUCAAAUGACAGUACACUAUGUCAGGAAGAAAAGUGUUUUCUUGUGUUCCGGAGAUGGUUAGAAAAAGAGGAAGUGACAUUUGCUAUGCUAACCUUAUUAUUAACAUCAAUAGGACACAGAGUUACAGCAGAACAUAUUCGUAGAAAGUGGAUUGUUAAUUCUCCAAAAGAAAUAACUAAGACAAAAAGUAAAUUCUUCACGAAAGUAGAAUUGGAAGAUAAAAAGGAAAAGAAUAGUUCUGCAAACUCUACGCUUACCAUUUCAAGCAUCGAUAAAUGA